UAAUAACAAUACUGUAUAUUGAUUAAUGGGUGUUAUUUUAGAGCGCAUGCGCUGUUGGUGAAGUUACACAGUUAUUAAUGCUAGGCUUCAACCUAUUUUUUAUUUAUUUUUUCAUACGGUUUAUAAAUGCUAAUAAUAAUCUGUCACUUUUAUAAACACUACACAGGCAGUGCACUUUACUGCUAUAUAACUGAGUGUGCUGGAGAGUGAAAAAGAGUGCAAAGGUUCGUAUGAGUGUAGCUUAUGACGCCGGAUGUUUCCACAGCAGCACUCCCCCAUCUGGUGUCAGCUGAUAGGCUUAUCAGUCAGAGAAAUACAGCAUCAUCAGGCUCUUUUAAAGGUUUCAUAACACAAGGUCAUAUUAGCACGUUACAGCUGAAACUCUAUUAUAUCUGUAAUAAAAAAUGAACUUUAGCUGACCAGCAUCCUGUAGGCCACAGGAUCUUUUGAUUUUAUCAGCAGUAUAAAGAAAAAGUAACUAUACCGCACUAUAGAUACACUCCAUAGUAGAGUAAAGGUCUACAUAAUUCAUCAUAAUUGUUUUAACUACUUUGUAUUCUGUUGUGAAUGACUGAAUUAAUAACAGUGCAUCAUGUUUUAUAAGCUGAUAAUAAUAUAGGGAUCUUCAAAGUGAGCUGAAUCUGAAAAAUAUAUGUGGUGGAAGAAUAGUCUAAAGCUGAAAGUAUUCCUAUGUUAAAGUUGUACAUAAGUACAGUAAUGUAGUACAUAGUCACUUUUCACCAUUGCUAAUUAUUUUAUAAACAAUACAGUUAUUAAAAUAAUAUGAAGUGAACUAGUUCGUACUUCUCUAUUCCAUAAUCUCAGUUCACAAUACAUCUAAAAUAUCCAUCACUAUCUCUCCAAAAGUAUUUAAUUUCUCAUUUUUAUUAACACAUAUUUUUGACUACUUUAUAUUUAGAUUAAUAAUCUGUAAAUAUUUCAUGGAUUAGGGCCUAUAAAGUCUACUUAUUGUUUGUAACCAUUUGUCAAAGCCAAGCCAUGAAGCAUGAUUCCCAAGUAGAUUUAAAUAAUCUUUUUUUUAAAAAUGGGAUUAGUGUAUUUUCCACCACCCGCUUUUGUUGUGCAAUGCUUUGCCUGGUGGUUCCACCGGUAUGACCUGAUUGUAAUGUGGCAAAAUGUUAAGGAGAUGGACGCGGGCAGGUCCCAAGGUGCUGUUAGAGUAAACUAGAUUAUUAUUGUCUAAUUGUUCCCAGAUUCUGAUUAUUUAUUGUGUUUUGGGCUCAGUCAUUGUGACUUUAUGUCGGGGUGAGAUUUAGGAGGUUAUGUGUGCUGCAAAUAAUGUUAAUUCACUGAUGUAACUCAUUCUGAUAUUAAGCUCAUUGCAUAAUGAGUUCAUGUAUUACUUCAGACUGUUGCACUUUGCCUUGUGCACAUGAAGCUCAAUCCCCCAUGGCCUUAAUCUUUGUUUUUAUAAGGACUCAACUCCCCUCAUGACUCUGUGAUAAUGUUGCAGACUGUGGACCAAAGUACACGUGCAUUUCUGAUUUUUAGUCAUCAGCAGAGAGGGACCUAUUGGAGAAUCACAGCUUGUCAAUUUUGUUAAUGAUCACCCGCUCCCUUUACAUGAGGACAGUGGAACGUGAGCUCUCUCAGUAAGUGGGACCGUGGUCUGGCAGUGAGCGUGUAGCUGAAGACACAGAUUUGAUCGUUGUCUGCCUUCAGAGGACCUUACUGAAGGGCAGUUAUGCGCCUGAUAGGGUCCGCUGUGCUUUUCUCUGUCCUGCUGCAGGCUAUGUCUGCUCCGACAGAGGACUGGGAGAGGGCCACGUCUAUUUAUGACUUCUCAGCGACAGAUAUUGAUGGCAAUGUGGUUUCCCUAGAAAAAUACAGGGGGAAUGUUGUUAUCAUCACCAACGUUGCCUCUAAAUGAGGUAAAACCCCAGUGAACUAUUCUCAGCUUACGCAGAUGCACGCCAAGUACGCUGAGAGAGGUUUACGUGUCCUUGCCUUCCCUUCUAACCAGUUUGGUAACCAGGAGCCCGGCAAUGAAACUCAGAUCAGGCAGUUUGCCAACUCCUACAAUGCUCAGUUUGACUUGUUCAGUAAGAUUGACGUGAACGGGGCCAACGCUCACCCCUUGUGGAAGUGGCUGAAAGAGCAGCCCAACGGGAGAGGCUUCAUGGGGAACAGCAUCAAGUGGAAUUUCACCAAGUUUUUGAUCAACAGAGAGGGUCAGGUGGUGAAGAGAUAUGGACCCCUGGAUGAUCCAAGUGUGGUGGAGAAAGAUCUUCCUCGUUACCUGUAACAGUAACCUGCAACACCAAAUGGGUGAUUGAUGCCACACAAACUAAUACUCCGUCCAUUUUGCCCUUUAAUCUCUUUUCUCUGCCUCUCCAAGCACCAGUGGAUAUUGUUUGGGUCCACCCCAGACUAGUGACGGUCUGUUCGUAAACCCGCAUGGCGGACAGAGCAGACCUGAUGAAAGUGGCGUGCAAACCUCCUGGGCGUACCAAGCUUGUAUUCAUUUGGUUCUCUGGAGAGAAGGAGAAAAAGAUCUUAAAUGCAUCAUUAGCUCUUUCAGUAGAUUAAUGUGUGGCAUUGUUUUCAUAAUAAAAUGUUCUAACGAUA
Molecule: messenger RNA, 2589 nt
Organism: Morone saxatilis (striped sea-bass)
Lineage: Eukaryota; Metazoa; Chordata; Actinopteri; Moronidae
Gene: gpx4a
Product: glutathione peroxidase 4a
Exons: 7
Biological process (GO): response to oxidative stress
Molecular function (GO): glutathione peroxidase activity
Source: RefSeq, a predicted model, not a curated record